This is a messenger RNA of Elgaria multicarinata webbii, 1948 nucleotides long. RefSeq names its product G protein subunit beta 3 (gene GNB3). The transcript has 10 exons. Gene Ontology annotation, molecular function: protein binding; signaling receptor complex adaptor activity. Gene Ontology annotation, cellular component: heterotrimeric G-protein complex; cytoplasm. The coding region runs from base 112 to 1134 and encodes 340 amino acids. Gene Ontology annotation, biological process: G protein-coupled receptor signaling pathway. NCBI's taxonomy places the organism in Eukaryota, Metazoa, Chordata, Lepidosauria, Squamata, Anguidae. The record is from RefSeq and is a predicted model, not a curated record.
CAAGAAAUGACAGCAGAAGGUGACUUUGGACCACAUUAGCCUGAGAAUAAUUUUACCCCAGCAAGGAUGCCAGGUGACCCCGAGUGGGAGGACCGAAGCUAGUCUGCCAAGAUGGGUGAAAUAGAGCAGAUGAAGCAGGAGACUGAGCAGCUGAAGAAGCAGAUUGAGGAAGCUCGAAAAGCUUGUGCUGAUACGACACUUGCUCAGCUUUGUUCCGGGGUUGAGGUGGUUGGGCGCAUACAAAUGCGUACACGGCGGACCCUGCGUGGGCACCUGGCCAAGAUCUAUGCUUGUCACUGGUCCACAGAUUCCAAGCUCAUGGUCAGUGCUUCACAAGAUGGGAAGCUCAUUGUGUGGGACACGUACACAACCAACAAGGUUCAUGCCAUCCCUCUCCGCUCCUCCUGGGUCAUGACCUGUUCCUAUGCCCCAUCAGGGAAUUUUGUGGCCUGCGGAGGUCUUGACAACAUGUGCUCCAUCUACAACCUCAAGAGUCGCGAAGGGACCGUGAAAGUGAGCCGGGAGCUGUCAGCCCAUACAGGCUAUCUCUCCUGCUGUCGAUUCCUGGACGACAAUGACAUUGUGACCAGUUCUGGGGACACCACAUGCGUCCUCUGGGAUAUUGAAACAGGGCAGCCGAAGACCACUUUCGUGGGUCACACUGGAGACUGCAUGAGCCUGGCUGUCUCCCCAGACUUCAAGCUUUUCAUCUCUGGAGCCUGCGACGCCACUGCCAAGCUAUGGGACGUCCGGGAGGGAACUUGCCGUCAGACGUUCCAAGGACAUGAGUCGGAUAUCAACGCCAUCUCCUUCUUCCCCAGCGGCGAAGCCAUCUGCACUGGUUCUGAUGAUGCCACCUGCCGCCUCUUUGACCUCCGGGCAGAUCAGGAGCUCAUUGUCUACUCUCACGAGAGCAUCAUCUGCGGAAUUACCUCAGUCGCAUUCUCCCGCAGUGGGCGCCUCCUCCUGGCUGGAUACGAUGAUUUUAACUGCAACAUCUGGGAUACUCUAAAAGCAGAGCGUGUGGGAAUCCUGUCUGGUCAUGACAACAGGGUGAGCUGUUUGGGGGUCACCGCAGACGGCAUGGCUGUAUCUACUGGCUCCUGGGACAGCUUCCUGAAAAUCUGGAACUGAAGAUGAAACCCACCUGUGGGGGGAGGGAGACUGUGGGGAGCCCCCUCCCCCAGGCAUAUCAUUUAUUAUGACUACUGGCAUUUCUGCUUGUUCUGUGCAGACUUAUUGAUCCACGUGACACUUCCCUAUCUAAAGGAGAAGCUCAGGGAAAGGGCCCACACAGGCCAAUUCCCCCAACGCCCUUUCUUGCCCUUCCCCAGGCUCAGGGGUUCUUACUGCGAUGGCUUCAGGGAUACCCCUCAGUGAGAGGCUACCAACAACCCACUCUGCCAGCUUUUUUCCCUUGAAGCCACAGAACACCCUAAUGGGAUCCCAAUAGCUUUCCAAGGCCCAUGGAUCAGAGGCCCUCAGGUAGUACCUAAGGCAUCCCCUUGGGGGAUAGCCCCAAUUUUUAAUUUAUUUUCCAUUUUCAUCUCACCUCUCCACCCACCAGGCCCUUAGCCACCCCCUAACCAUAGUUUUACACUACACUGCAAAUCUGGGAUACACCUCCUUGAGAAGUUUAUCACACCAAGGAUUCUGCGUUGAUCUUUAUUCACUUUUCUCUCAAAUAAGGAAGGGAAAGUAAGUUAGCUCUCGCUGCUUUAAUCUAUGCAUUGUAUGGGGGAGAGUUUGCUGCGCCCGUCUUGGGCACCAGAGCCAGGAAAUGUUUAAUGUAACCCUGUUUGCUGUUUUCCUGUAGCCACCCCUUCCCCACAAUUCCUUUCCCAUUAUGUACUGCAUCCCCUUCCCACUCCAUCAUCCUUCAGGCGCCCCUUAGCCACUGCUUUGAGAUGUAACUGUAUCAUACAGGGGUUUUAUAGCCCAAGCAAAA